Molecule: messenger RNA, 792 nt
Organism: Drechmeria coniospora
Lineage: Eukaryota; Fungi; Ascomycota; Sordariomycetes; Hypocreales; Ophiocordycipitaceae
Exons: 5
Coding region: 1-792 (263 amino acids)
Source: RefSeq, a predicted model, not a curated record
AUGCGACCGUACACUUGGGCCUUGCUAUUGCUGCUUGGUGCGAAUGCUGCCCCGAAUUUGCCGCAUGGUUCGGCUGCUGGGUUGACUCCCAUCACCGACGAUGGCAGCAACUUGAACCGACUGGAAAGCCGAAGGGUCAAGUUCAAGAAAGGCAAAGUGCUUAUGCUGGAUGAAAUCCAUACCAGAGCUGUCGACUCAUGGACUGCUCGAAAUGGCCUAAGCAAAUGCAACUCGACGGCCCAGUCGAUGGAAUGCAAACUCACGCACAGGCAAAAUCACAAGAUCGACAUGUUGGCCGUGGUAACUAGCCUUGAUAAUGCUUUCGACGCCGGAACAUGGGGGAAUAUUUCCGUCUCUUUUGCGAAUGACGACAUCAACGACCCUGAUAUCAAAAUGGUCCAGGUUCUCGCAGAACCUCGCGGAGUCAUCACUACAGUGGAUCCUAUUGAUCUUGAGAAGGUAUUUGGUAAAAAGAAGAUCUCCAUCAACGAAUUUUCGACGAUAGGAUUACAUGCGACCAGCAAUUCGGAUAAAUUUAGCGUCCGCGGCUUGACCCUGUUGGCGAGGCUUGCCGAUUCCCCUGAUUCUCAUAUUGGUUUGAGCAUGACCAAGUAUAGCGCUCUUAGUACUUGGUUUGCCGAAACUCCACUACGGAACAGCCUCGAGAUGGUAUGGAGCGGAAGGGUGGAAACGGAUGAUUGGAACGCAGUGUUUCAAAGCUUGUCCAGUGUGAAGAAGCCGCCGAGGAACUGUUUCUUUUCACCUAUUCAAUGUCUGUUUACCUAUUCAUAG